Molecule: messenger RNA, 2619 nt
Organism: Xenopus tropicalis (tropical clawed frog)
Lineage: Eukaryota; Metazoa; Chordata; Amphibia; Anura; Pipidae
Gene: morf4l1
Product: mortality factor 4 like 1
Exons: 14
Coding region: 510-1217 (235 amino acids)
Biological process (GO): regulation of DNA-templated transcription; chromatin organization; DNA-templated transcription
Cellular component (GO): nucleus
Source: RefSeq, a predicted model, not a curated record
GCGGCGUGCGGUGACGUGCGGGUCCGCGCGGUGAGUAGAUGCGGCGGAUCCGUUCCCGGGAGCCGCGGAGUUUAUAAAUGGCGCCGAAGCAGGACCCAAGGCCUAAGUUCCAAGAGGGUUAGGCUCUUCCCCUGCUUUUGAUGGACAUUUACGUCAUUGCAAGGUUUUUUAGUAAGGAGACUCCAGAGUUUGCACUGCUUGGGUUGAGAAAAAUGUUAACAUGUUUGUUGAUGUCCAGAAACUGAUAUUCCAGACUGUCAUACAGAGGACUUCCUGAUUACUAGGGUGAGCGUGUCUUGUGUUUUCAUGGUCCUCUGCUUUAUGAAGCUAAGUGUGUGAAAGUUGCCAUUAAGGACAAACAAGUGAAGUACUUCAUUCACUACAGCGGAUGGAAUAAGAACUGGGAUGAGUGGGUACCAGAAAGCAGAGUACUCAAAUACGUGGACACCAACUUACAGAAACAAAAAGAACUUCAGAAGGCCAAUCAGGAUCAGUAUGUAGAGGGGAAGAUGAGAGCAGCAGCACCAGGAAAGAAGACUGCUGCCCUUCAACAGAAGAAUGUAGAAGUCAAAACAAAGAAGAAUAAACAGAAAGGCCCUGGAAGUGGAGAGGGCAGCAGCACAAGUGACAUUCCGCAGCCACCACGGAAAAAACGGGCACGGAUAGAUCCCACUGUGGAAAGUGAGGAGACUUUUAUGAACAGAGUUGAAGUGAAGGUAAAGAUUCCAGAGGAGCUAAAACCUUGGCUUGUGGAUGACUGGGAUUUAAUCACACGACAGAAACAGCUGUUUAAUCUUCCAGCAAAGAAAAAUGUGGAAACUGUUUUGGAGGAGUAUGCUACGUAUAAAAAAUCUCGGGGAAAUACCGAUAACAAGGAAUAUGCUGUAAAUGAAGUUGUGGCAGGGAUCAAAGAAUACUUUAAUGUAAUGCUUGGCACACAGCUGCUAUACAAAUUUGAACGUCCCCAGUAUGCAGACAUUCUGGCAGACCAUCCAGAUGCCCCCAUGUCUCAAGUGUAUGGAGCACCACACCUUCUGCGUCUAUUUGUCCGAAUUGGAGCCAUGUUGUCUUAUACUCCCCUCGAUGAAAAGAGUCUGGCACUGCUUCUCAACUAUCUACAUGAUUUCUUAAAGUAUUUAGCCAAAAAUUCCUCCUUGCUCUUUAGUGCCAGUGACUAUGAAGUGGCGCCCCCAGAAUACCACAGGAAAGCAGUAUAGUUUGAUUUAAGAACACCACAGACAGAACGGCUUUUGAGCAUUGUUGUGACUGCUCUUAUGACUUUUAAAACCCCCAAAUUAAAAAAAAAAAAAAAAACUUGGGACAGGUUUCAUUGUACACAUUGCAGCUUUCCUCCACCAUGCUGGUUAUGGGGAAAAAAAGCUGAGAGAGAAGACUGUUGUGAACAAAAAGACAGACACAGCUGCCUUUGGUUACUGGAUUUCAAUGUCAUUGGGUGGUAACUUUAGAAAGUAUCGGAACUUUGGCAGCUAAUAUAUCAACUGUUCGUGACCAAAGAUGUUUCACUUAGAAGCCUCAACGUGUGGACCUCCUGAGCAUCUAAAAUAUAUUUGGUCUGUUCAUCAUAUUUAAUGGCACGAAGAUACUCAAAUCCAAGACCUAUCUGACUUCUGUUUUUUAGUUAUCACAAUUUAUUUAGUAAAUGGAAGUUGGGGUACAACCAUAUCUUAGUGUAGGAUCUGGAUCUCUAGGAGUAACUGUCCUGCAUCUUACUGGAAUAUGGAAGCAGCAGUACUUUCUUAUGGAUUCCUGAAAAUAAAGUCUGAUACUGUAUCUCCUUUAUGACUGGCAUGGUGCAAAAACAACAAAGUGUCGUCCCUGAGCUCUGGCCUUUUGUUAUUCUUCAGAAAGGGACCAUUUUGGACAUUCUGUGAAGCAACAGAGACCAGAAAUGUCUGCUUCAGUUUAAUCCUUGCCAAGUAGCACCUUUAAAACAAAAUAAUGGACAGAGUAAAUUGCAUGGAACUAUUUGAGUUGCUGUAAUGAUUCCCGGGUGGAGUUUCUGUACAAUGCAACCAUGUCCCAGCUUGUUCUCAACGUGUAUGAUUAUUCAAUAUGUGUAUUGCUUGUGUCAUAACAUGCCUUCUCUGCAGCAUUGCACACUUACAUAUAGGGUGUUGUCAUUCCAUUUCUUCUGUUAACACAUUCUGGAGAUUGAUUAAAUGAUAGUCAGUCUUUAAUAUUUUUGCUGUAAUAGUUCCACUGCCAUUUUCUUUGCUGUGCUGUAUAUUGAGCCCCAUAUUGAAAAAAAUAAGGAUGCACUGUUAUGUUCAUACACAAGGUUUGAAAAUUAAGUUUUGUAUCUUUGCAGACAUGCGUUUUUUUGUUUUAGUUACAAUGUUUGACAGGGUCUUGAUGGCAAGUCUUUUGAAUGUCAGUGUUUGGGUACCAGUAUGUACAUGUUUCAUUCAAAUCUAAAAGAAUGGUUCUUCUGUGACUUCCUCAUCUGGUCAGAGCACUUUUAUAGCAGUGUUGUGUAUAUCUGUAAGCAGAUGGCAAUUUUUUUAUGCAUGGUGUUUAUCUAUUACUUUAAAUCCCAUGUGUAUAAAAGUGGUUCUUUAAAAUAAAGGUGCUGUGUUUCACCAUGGUGCAUUUUAUUAA